Messenger RNA from Hyposmocoma kahamanoa, 668 nucleotides. RefSeq lists its product as uncharacterized. The transcript is spliced from 3 exons. NCBI's taxonomy places the organism in Eukaryota, Metazoa, Arthropoda, Insecta, Lepidoptera, Cosmopterigidae. Gene Ontology annotation, molecular function: odorant binding. Bases 51 to 605 code for a protein of 184 amino acids. The record is from RefSeq and is a predicted model, not a curated record.
AAGCACCUAUAAAAAGCAAUGAUAAGCCGGAGAAGUUGGAAAAAGGACGCAUGGUCGGUGUAGACACGGUACACGACAUUCCAAUUAACAAAGACACGAUUAUAUCUCGAAAUUUCGUUGACAAUUCAAAAUUGGACUGGAAAAAUGGAAGAAAAGGAAAACACGUAAACGUAAAAAAAGAGGACGAACGUGAGCCAGAUUGGUCAUACAGUUCAUUCCCACCUGAAGUGAAAAACCAUGUUAUCCAGUUUAAGAAAAACAUGACCGAAUGUUUAAAAGAGGUUCAGGCCAGUGACACUAGGACAGUGAAGCGCCUGUCUCCAAAACAGGAGUCGCCUGUCCAUGGAGAAUGCUUAAUCGCAUGUGUUUUGAAGCGGAAUGGAGUUAUUGAGAAUGGAAAAAUUAAUAAAGCAAACCUCAUAAACUUGGUGAGCAAGUUUUAUGCAAAAGAUACAAAACUAAUGAAGAAACUUGAGAAGAACAUAGACCGCUGCAUUGAGCUGAGUCUUAGAAUCCGAGAUGAGUGCGCACUGGCAGCCCACCUGAACGAAUGUACUAACGACCUCAUGGCUAGUAACAAGCAUAAAAUCGUAGUAAAUUAUUAAAAACACUUGUAAUUCAUCAUCUGAGUCUAAAUAAAUUAACAACUAGACAUUUUUGAAAAUUAA